AUGGAUACUCCUAUCAAAACUAAUGAUCAAAAGGUCGAUGCUGUCACCCCCUCUCCCGGUGGGGGGGCCAGCCAGCCGCGCAACACCGCGGGCCGCGCGCUCCAACAAGUGCCCUUGAACGUGGCAUAUAUUCCCGUCGCAUCUCCUGGCUUCACUGGAGGAGCCGCACCGCGUCUAACCAAUGUCAUCAAGAGGCGCAAGGGUCUCAUCGAGGACCUCAACCGUUACUUCAUACCUGCAGACGACGAGGUCGAUUCCUUGGAGACCAAGGACGGACAUCAUGAGGAGAUCAAUGCGAAUCACGACGCCGGCAUUCUCUUUCCCGAUCAGCAGAGUCAAUAUGAGCGCAGCAAGUCUCCACAGUAUACUUUGAGAAACACCGUGGGGAAUACCGCCACCAUGCGUCGCAUCGCCCCGGGCACCGCCGUCAAAGAUCCAGGGAACGACGAUGCCGAACGUAACGCUUCUUCAACUCUUGGUGAAUACAAGGAUGAAUGGUUGGAGGAUAUUGAUGGCGAAAUCCGUCCGCGGACGGCCACCUCCCCCGCCUUUUGUAAGUUCAGUGCAGAUCGUGCUGAACAGGGAAUGAGCAAAGUCCCUUUUAAGGACGUGAGGAAGGUCUUGAAGUCCGGGAUCCAUGAUAUGAGAUCUGCAGGUUAUAACGCAUCAUCAACCGACAAGGAGAUCUCGGGUCUCAAAAGGCGUUUUUCUGAUGCGAAUUAA
Molecule: messenger RNA, 723 nt
Organism: Morchella importuna
Lineage: Eukaryota; Fungi; Ascomycota; Pezizomycetes; Pezizales; Morchellaceae
Exons: 2
Coding region: 1-723 (240 amino acids)
Source: RefSeq, a predicted model, not a curated record